Rosa rugosa (rugosa rose) is the source of this 804-nucleotide messenger RNA. Its product is annotated as protein translation factor SUI1 homolog. Bases 206 to 547 code for a protein of 113 amino acids. Gene Ontology annotation, biological process: translational initiation. Gene Ontology annotation, molecular function: RNA binding; translation initiation factor activity. Lineage: Eukaryota; Viridiplantae; Streptophyta; Magnoliopsida; Rosales; Rosaceae. The transcript is spliced from 5 exons. The record is from RefSeq and is a predicted model, not a curated record.
UCUAGAAAAUUUCCAUUCACUUUCUCUCUUUCCAAGUUCCAAGCUCCCUUCUGCUAAGAGAGAGAGAGAGAGAGAGAGAGUCCGUAGAGCUCAGAAUCUGAUUUUGGGGGUUUAGACGCUUCACUCCGACUCGCCGAUUGCAAAACCCUAAUUAUCCGAUCAGGUCUGAGCAUUCUGGUUAGCAAGCCCGAAUCAACCAAUUUUCAUGUCUGAGCUCGACGACCAGAUUCCUACUGCCUUCGAUCCCUUUGCUGAGGCAAAUGCUGAGGACUCAGGUGCUGGGACAAAAGAGUAUGUGCACAUCCGUGUACAGCAACGGAACGGCAGAAAAAGCCUGACAACUGUGCAGGGACUGAAGAAGGAUUUUAGCUACAACAAGAUACUCAAGGACCUCAAGAAGGAGUUUUGCUGCAAUGGUACUGUCGUCCAGGACCCCGAACUAGGGCAGGUCAUUCAACUUCAAGGCGAUCAGCGAAAGAAUGUAUCUUCCUUCCUAGUCCAGGCUGGCAUCGUGAAGAAAGACAACAUCAAAAUUCAUGGUUUCUGAGGUCUGCUCCAGCUACUGAAGCAUCUGAAUAUUACGUCUACUUGUACCUGGGUGCAGGACAUGUUAUGUGAUUAGUUAUCUGAAUAGUAUAUCAUCUAUAAGUCUGCUAUGUGUAUUGGGUUUGUGGUGUGUAUUUGAUGUUUUAAGCAACUUUGUAAUGUGGGAUGACUAUCGGACGUAUGGAAACAACUUGUGUUUGUUUUAAGUUCAUCUGCAAUUUCAAUUACAAUAAAGAUGUUAUACAGAUUUCCCUUGCA